CUCGCGGUCUGUGGAUGCCCCGGGUCCCCGCGACCUUCCCCGGCACUAGACGGCUAGAGGACCCGCGCGACCGGAAGUAGCGGGCAUGCUGAUCCCAUUUUCAAUGAGGAAUUGUUUUCAGUUGCUUUGUAAUCACAAAGUUCCGGCUGCUGGCUUUAAAAACACAGUAAAGAGUGGACUCAUUUUGCAGUCUGUUUCCAAUGAUGUUUAUCAAAAUCUAGCUGUGGAAGACUGGAUCCACGACCAUGUGAACCUAGAAGGCAAGCCGAUUCUCUUCUUUUGGAGGAACUCGCCUUCUCUUGUGAUUGGGAGACAUCAGAACCCUUGGCAGGAAUGUAACCUGACUCUCAUGAGAGAGGGCGGCAUCAAACUGGCUCGGAGACUGAGCGGAGGAGGAACCGUGUACCAUGACAUGGGCAACAUCAACCUCACUUUCUUUACCACCAAAACCAAGUAUGAUAGAAUGGAAAACCUGAAGUUAAUUGUGAGGGCUCUCAACACUGUCCAACCCCAGCUGGAUGUGCAGGCCACAAAAAGAUUUGACCUGUUACUUGAUGGGCAGUUUAAGAUCUCGGGAACAGCUGCUAAGAUCGGCAGGACCACUGCUUACCACCACUGCACCUUGCUAUGCAGUACUGACAGGACCACUUUGUCUGCUUUGCUGAAGAGCCCAUCCCAGGGGAUCAAGAGCAACGCCACUGCUAGCAUACCGGCUGUGGUGAAAAACCUUCUAGAAAAAGAUCCCACUCUGACCUGUGAAGUGCUGAUGGAGGCUAUUGCUGCCGAGUAUGCUGCUUAUCAUCAAAUUGACAAUCACAUCCACCUCAUCAACCCAACAGAUGAGACACUGUUUCCUGGACUAAACAGCAAAGCCAAAGAACUACAAACUUGGGAGUGGAUCUAUGGCAGGACUCCAAAGUUUAGCGUAAACACUACCUUUAAUGUGUUGUACGAGCAGGCACAUUUUGAGGUCAGAGUAUUUCUAGACAUAAAGAAUGGAAGAAUCGUAGUCUGCAAGAUCGAAGCACCUGAUCAUUGGCUGCCGCUGGAAAUAUGUGAUAAAUUAAAUUCAAGUCUGAUGGGCAGCAAGUUUUGCCCAACUGAAACUACUGUGAUAACACACAUGUUACUCAGAAUGUGUCCCGAAGACCGGGAACUACAUAGUAAAUGGAAUGUUCUCUGUGAAAAAAUUAAAGGAAUAAUGUGACUCCAAGUAACUGUCAUUAUACUGACAGUUUCAAUGAGAAAAUUUUAAAAACAAUUUUUAAAUGACUUAUGUCUUGGAAAAAAUACCUAGUUUAUUUCAGUAACUUCUCCCCGCAUUACCUUGCCUAGCCCCUGUCCUUGCCCAUGCCCAUGCCCACGCUUUCUGCCAGCCUCUGGGAUGCUUUACCUCUGUGUUCAUGGGUCUUAACACCUGGCACACAUUUAUAUUUCACUCUGCUCCUUGCUCUCUUCCUGCAGUUAGAUUUGAGCAUCUUACACAUGCUGAUGCCACAGGUAGUCUUUUGGCUUUCCUACUCCUAAGGAAUAUAACCGAGGUUUCUCACUACGUCCAAAUCCUAAACUCUGAAAUUUGCCUUUUAUCUGUAUUUUUUUUAAUCUCUCCACCUUCCUACUAAAUCAAGCCCUAUACUUUCUAAGCCUUUGAUACUUCCCUAAUCUUUCCUAGUUUCAUUUCCCUUCCUAUUCCAGCCUGGAUAUUUAUUUAUUUAUUUAUUUAUUUUAAAUUUUGGUGCUGGAAAUCGAACUCAGGACCUUG
Octodon degus (degu) is the source of this 1762-nucleotide messenger RNA. It is a transcript of the gene Lipt1, whose product is annotated as lipoyltransferase 1. Gene Ontology annotation, biological process: protein lipoylation. Gene Ontology annotation, cellular component: cytoplasm; mitochondrion. Lineage: Eukaryota; Metazoa; Chordata; Mammalia; Rodentia; Octodontidae. The record is from RefSeq and is a predicted model, not a curated record. The transcript has 2 exons. Gene Ontology annotation, molecular function: lipoyltransferase activity. The coding region runs from base 86 to 1207 and encodes 373 amino acids.